Molecule: messenger RNA, 656 nt
Organism: Ruditapes philippinarum (Manila clam)
Lineage: Eukaryota; Metazoa; Mollusca; Bivalvia; Venerida; Veneridae
Product: E3 ubiquitin-protein ligase Midline-1-like
Exons: 2
Coding region: 174-656 (160 amino acids)
Molecular function (GO): zinc ion binding
Source: RefSeq, a predicted model, not a curated record
UCAUAACAACAUAUCUAUAGGGACAUUAACAUUCGUUUGAAACAUGUAAACGGUUCAAAUUUCGAUUGGAUUACAAUAACAAUUUCACAAAUGACAAAAUGGCGAUGAAGAGCUAGUGUGUAACAGAAGGAAUCUAAAUAAAGGAAAAGGAGAUUUUUUAGAACGAACUAACAAUGGAAGUUCCUGGUAAACAAAAACCAAAAAAGACAUUUUCUGUUUCACGAGGUUCAGCUGAAGACUUUCUUUUGUUCUGUAUCCCGUGUGAUAGAGAUGGUGCCCGGGUACCAGCAAAAGGUUAUUGUUCAACCUGCAAAGAACAUCUUUGUGACACUUGUUACAAGCAUCACAAGAAACAAACUCCAUCACGUCAUCAUAUUCUGCUAGAUCAAGACUCCAUGCCAACUACACCAAUCGUUCCAAUCGUAAAAGACGAAUUUGAUAGUUGUGAUGAUCAUGAAGACGAAAAACUGAAAUUCUACUGCAAAGAGCAUGACAUCGUUGUUUGCAGUGUUUGUGUAACGCUGAAUCACAGGUUAUGUAAUGUAGAAUACAUACCGAAACUCUCGAAGCAUAUUCUAGACAGUGAAGAACUUAAUGAAAUAAUGGCAGAAAUGAAAGCACUGAGGAUAAUUAUAAAAUCACAGAUAAGAGAGUAA